Messenger RNA from Phytomonas sp. EM1, 399 nucleotides. Lineage: Eukaryota; Euglenozoa; Kinetoplastea; Trypanosomatida; Trypanosomatidae. The record is from the annotation of a GenBank genome assembly.
AUGCGGCGGACCCCGAUCGACGCGGUGAUCGUCGGGGCCGAUCGCGUCUGUCGGAACGGGGAUACGGCGAACAAGAUCGGGACCUACCAACUCGCGGUGACGGCGAAGCGGCACGGGGUGCGGUUCUACGUCGCCGCGCCGUCGACGACGUUGGAUCCGUCGACGCCGAACGGCGCGGGCGUCCCAAUCGAGGAGCGCGCGGCGUCGGAGAUCACGACGGAUCCGAUCACCCACACCCGGGUCGUGGCGGAGGGGCCGAGUGUGGAGGUGUGGAAUCCGGUGUUCGAUAUCACGCCGGCGGAGCUGAUCACCGGGGGGAUCAUCACGGAGCGCGGCGUGUUCGAACCCGCGAGCAGCGCGCCGUAUUAUGAUGUUCAGGCCAUCCUUGGCGCGGCAUAA